GCACAUGAUGGGAGGGAGCCAAUGACUCCGCGCUCGCCGAGGGGGCCCCGAGCGCUCCGCGCAGGAGAACAAAAAAGCCAGCAAGGCGAGGGAGGACGGGCAGGCUCGGCGCCGCGCUCGCCAGCCUCUCCCGCUCAUUCGUCCGGGGAAGCCCCGCCGCCCAGCCCGGCACCCGCGGAAAGCGCCGCCGCCCCGCCGGGCUCGACUCCGCGCGCUGACGGGAACCUCUGCGGCGCCGCUCCGCCCGGCUCGCCGGCUCGCCCCGGGACGGGGAUCGCUGCGUCCGGCCGGGCUAUGCCGGGCUGUGCCGGCCCGCGACCGAGCCCGAGAGGCGGCCUGCCGCUCCCUGGUCAGGUCCGGGCAACUUCGUAAGCGGUCCGGCCGAGGAAGAGCCCGCCGUCGAGGGAGACGAACGGGAGCGCCGACGCCGCUUGGAAGUUGCCGGCCCUCCCGACCGCGGCGCCUCCGGGAAGGAGCGUCUCGGCCGCGGCGCCUCCGUGCGGAGAGAGCCGAGGGGGCGGGCGGUGGCGGCGGCUCCGACCGGCGGGCGCUUUGGCUGCCCCUCCCGCGCCGUCGGCCUGCGGGGCUGCGCUCUAUGCCGUUGCCGCGCUUCCUGAUGCGGCAGCGCGGCUGCCGACCUUGGGCGAUUGGCUGGGCCGGCUGUGCGAGCCCUUGCUCCGGGCGCCGAGGCCGCCGACGCCGCGGCGGUAGCGGCAGCCGCAGCCGCCCUCGCUAGCGCUCCUUCAUGCGGCGCCCAUCCGGGAGGGUCUGACCCGGAGUCAGCGAAGGGCAGCCCGGGCGAAGCGCAUGUUCAGGUCCAAACGGGCAGGGCUUGUGCGGCGACUUUGGAGAAGCCGGGUCCUCCCCGACGGAGGCGGCGGCGGCGGCGGCGGCGGACUGGGAGGAGGACAUGCGGGCGGCGGCAGCAGCCUCGGGAAGACCGAUGAGCCUGGAGGGCGCGAGGGGAGGCGCCCGGUGACCUGCGGAGGCGCCAUCGAGGAGCCGGGCGCUCCGGAGCGGUCCAUGGUGCGCGGAGACGGCGACCUUCUGGAGGAGGCGGGAGAGGCGGCGGCGGCGCAGGAGGCUGAGGGCGGAGGCCCGAAGGAGGCCGGCUGGUGGGCGCAGGAGAGCGCCGGCCAGACGGUGGGCUGCUGCCUCUUCAAGGAGCGGGGCGUGGACGGCGCCUCCUGCAGCGAAGGGCGCUCCGGGCUGUCGCUGCUGGAGCAGGAGCUGAAGGCCGUCGCCUACGCGCUCUUGAAGCGCCUCAAGGAGCGCUCCCUGGACAGCCUGCUGGAGGCCGUAGAGUCCCGCGGAGGGAUGCCCAGCGGCUGCGUCCUGGUCCCCCGGGCCGAGAUGGAGGUGCGGCUCGGCGGUCUGGCGGCCCCGCCGCAGUUGCUCCUGGGCAAACUCUUCCGCUGGCCUGACCUCCAGUGCCCCGCCGAGCUGAAGCCGCUGUGCGAGUGCCGGAGCUUCGGCCUCUCCGACGGGCCCACCGUCUGCUGCAACCCCUACCACUUCAGCCGGCUGUGCGGGCCAGAAUCACCACCCCCUCCUUAUUCCCGGCUGUCUCCAAAGGACGAGCAAAAGCCAUUGAACCUUUCAAAUUCCACAUUGUCCUACACUGAGACGGAGGCUACAAAUUCGCCUAAUGUCAUCACCAGAGACUUUUCUGAGGCCAGCAUGUCGCCUGAUGCCAUGAAGCACAGUCACUGGUGCAGCGUCGCCUACUGGGAGCAUCGGACCCGCGUGGGCCGCCUCUACACAGUGUACGAACAGUCUGUCAGUAUCUUUUAUGACCUACCUCAAGGAAAUGGCUUCUGUCUCGGACAGCUCAGCCUGCAGAACAGAAACGAAACAGUCCAGAAGACUCGGAACAAAAUUGGAUAUGGGAUUUUGCUCAGCAAAGAAGCAGAUGGCGUGUGGGCUUACAACCGAAGUGAACACCCAAUCUUUGUCAAUUCCCCAACCCUGGACAUCCCCAACUGUCGAACCUUAAUCGUGCACAAAGUGAUGCCUGGAUAUUCAAUCAAGGCCUUUGACUAUGAGAAGUCCUGUCUCUUGAAGCAUGUCACUGACUUAGAGUAUCCAGAUGGGCCCUAUGACCCGAAUAGUGUCCGGAUCAGCUUUGCGAAAGGCUGGGGGCCCUGCUACUCCAGGCAGUUUAUCACCUCCUGUCCCUGCUGGCUAGAAAUUUUGCUCAACACAAACAACAGAUAGCUGUUGGAUGCUGAGGAACAAAGCCCGAGGACCCCAAAUAUCAUCUACCUAGAUUUAAUAUAAAGAUAUAUAUAUAUAUAUAUAUGUGUGUGUGUGUGUGUGUGUGUGUGUGUGUAUACACAUACAUAUGUAUACGUAUGUGUGUGUGUGUGUGUGUAUAUAUAUAUAUAUAUAUAUAUAUAUAUAUAUAUAUAUAUAUAUAUGAAAAUAUAUAUAAUACUUGUAACUAUGGAGUCAUUUUUACAGUGUCAUUAUUUAUGUACGGUGCAAUGUGUAUAUGGACAAAAAAAUGGAAAAUGCACUUUGGCUAAAAGUCUUUCAGUACUACAGUUUUUUUUUUAAAAAAAGGAUGGAAAAAAUAUACAGCAAAUAUUGGAGUAUUGCCAGGAUUUUGGCUGUAUAGUUUUUUUAAUAGUAAUAUCCAGGCCAAAAGCUAGUACCAGUUGCUCAUUGAUAAUAAACUAUUUGCAUUUA
Crotalus tigris (Tiger rattlesnake) is the source of this 2691-nucleotide messenger RNA. RefSeq names its product SMAD family member 6 (gene SMAD6). Gene Ontology annotation, cellular component: heteromeric SMAD protein complex. Lineage: Eukaryota; Metazoa; Chordata; Lepidosauria; Squamata; Viperidae. Gene Ontology annotation, molecular function: I-SMAD binding; transcription regulator inhibitor activity. The transcript has 4 exons. The coding region runs from base 808 to 2217 and encodes 469 amino acids. Gene Ontology annotation, biological process: transforming growth factor beta receptor signaling pathway; anatomical structure morphogenesis; BMP signaling pathway. The record is from RefSeq and is a predicted model, not a curated record.